CACUUUUACGUUCUAUUACAGUUGUAGCGAUACAUUUAGCUUGAAAUAUUUUCGUAUACCCCAACAAUUUGUUUAAUCCAGUCUGUUCUGUCGGUAACAGUCAUUGGUUCACGGUGGAAGGUCGUUGCUAACAUAACGUUAACUAGCCAACGAGCUAAAGUAACGUUAGUUUACCCGCCACUUGAAUUCAUAUAUUCAUUCGACAUUACUGUAGCUAGCCUGCCUGUAGGGUACCUUCUUUGGCUUGUAGGAAUGGAUGGUACUCCUAUGUCGUUAUCUACCUGAACUUAAUCUGGAAUCACACGGACGCAGACCAAUCUAUGGAGGUGCACACUCCAACAGCUGAAAACCCCCAUUCUGAAUAUGGACUGACGGACAACAUCCAGAGAAUAGUGGAAAACGAGAAAGCCAACACAGAGAAGGUCUCCAAACAGAAGGUGGAUCUGCAGUCUCUCCCCACGAGGGCAUAUUUGGAUCAGACAGUGGUGCCCAUUCUUCUUCAAGGCUUAUCUGUGCUGGCCAAGGAAAGACCUGCAAAUCCUAUUGAAUUCUUAGCAGCCUUCCUUCUCAAGAACAAAUCACAGUUUGAAGAUCGAAAUUAAGCUCCAGACGGAUGGAAAUGUGCACUUUGAGCCCAUCUGUUUAAAAUCAAGGAAAUGGUUGUUUCUGUCAUUGGUUAUGUUUGCAGUUUUUUAAACCAGAAUAAAGAUGGUGCUGCAGGGAAAUAUGGUACUCUUUUAGGACAAAUGUCAGAGGUAAACUAAUAUAUACAAAAGACACCAACUACGUUGCACCUCAAGUUCCCUUGCAUCAUGGUCCCCUUCGUGGCAAAAUAUUCCAGAUUCAGUUCAUUUACCAAAAUGCUUACAAGAGGAAACAUUUGUGUUUUAAUUAACAAUGUCAUGUUUUGAUAUUGCCAAAUGACACACGUAUCAUUCUAGUGCCAUGUUUUAUUCUACCACUAGUUGAGCUACAGAGCUGGUGAUGAACCCCUUUGAUAAAAGGGUCAAUCUGAUGCCCCAAACUCAUUCUAAUUCUAAUUAUCAUGAGAAAUACAACAAACAGGGAAGUUGGUGAUAAAUAACCCUGAUCUGUAAUUUUAGAAUCACCCUUUCAUCCAUUGUUAGAUUUCUGCUCUUGGAAUUAAUUUAGCAGAUGUACCACUUUAUUGCACACCACAAUGAAAAAAAGUACAACAAAAAAAGAAAAUCCAUCGAGAACAUCAUUUAAGUGUAUUAAGAUAAAUAAAAUGUUACACCAUUA
Messenger RNA from Oncorhynchus kisutch (coho salmon), 1263 nucleotides. Its product is annotated as protein dpy-30 homolog. NCBI's taxonomy places the organism in Eukaryota, Metazoa, Chordata, Actinopteri, Salmoniformes, Salmonidae. The transcript has 5 exons. Bases 321 to 602 code for a protein of 93 amino acids. The record is from RefSeq and is a predicted model, not a curated record. Gene Ontology annotation, cellular component: Set1C/COMPASS complex.